Molecule: messenger RNA, 393 nt
Organism: Helianthus annuus (common sunflower)
Lineage: Eukaryota; Viridiplantae; Streptophyta; Magnoliopsida; Asterales; Asteraceae
Exons: 1
Coding region: 1-393 (130 amino acids)
Source: RefSeq, a predicted model, not a curated record
AUGGGGAUUCUUUCUUCGGCUCGCUCGUCGGUUCUUGUAAACAGGUCUCCAACUUUCGAAUUUCAAUGUGGAAAAGGUAUUAGACAAGGCGACCCGAUAUCCCCGUUUUUAUUCAUUGUCACUAUGGAAGCGUUAUCUUGCAUGUUUGACAAAGCUUGUGAGGCCGGGGUUAUAGACGGCAUUUGUCUCCCGAAUUACGGUCCUCUCCUUUCUCACGUGCUUUACGCAGACGAUGCUAUCAUCCUUGGUGAGUGGUCUAAAGGGAAUGUCAAGAAUGUGGUUAGAAUUCUUAGAAGUUUUUAUGUGUGCUCGGGUCUUCGUAUCAACCUUGGUAAGUCUAAUCUGUACGGGCUAGGGUAUCUAACAUGGAAGUGGAGAGCAUGGCUGCUUUAG